CAUCUCUUGCUGAACAGUGUGCGGUCCUCUCGUCGUCUCAAAUUCCCGUCUCACAAUGAGACUCGAAACCUCAUCGCAUCCAAAGCCGCUGGUGGAGCUUCUUGCAUCUGGAAAAGUACCUGAAAGUAUCGUCUGAAGCAGUGCUAUUUACCGUUAACCACUUCCGAACCUGAAAUUCAUCUAUUUUUAAACGCGACAUUCUGUGACGACAGUAAAAAUUGCCCUCUAGCCCACUUGACUACUACUCCGAGGAAUGCUUUUAUCGCCAAAAUCGAAAACAAACUCAAACUACUCUGGCUAAUCGGCCGUUGAAGAGUUCCAAUAAUGAAAGGAAACUUUAAGUGAGUCGAUAUUACGUCUCAAUUUCAUAUUAUUGCACCACCCACGCUCCUUCUCAGAAACUAAGUACCAAAAUUUGUCAACAAUAAAAUCUGCAGAGUAAAGCAUUCAUUAUCGUUGCGUCGAACUCCAUUUGAGGACAGGACCAGAUAAGCAGUAGCAGUUUUGUUUACUAGCAACCGUGUAAUUGGUGAACUUUAAAGAGAAAGCAAAUCAGUGAAGUUUGAAGGGAAAGCAAAUUAGUGAACUGGGCUAAUACUUAUUACUCCCUCAGACUACCUGUUGUCGUCCUGUGGGUGACUCUAUUUUCUCUGGAAAGUCCAAAUUAUUAAGAAGCAUCGUGUCUUUGCAGAUACGUUGUCAACAUCAUUAUUGAGAAGGACGAGAACGAGAUUUUGGACUGCAGAAGUCCCUCAGUCAUUCGUCUCUCUCCGUCAGCCACGACGAACUACUGAUACUACUACCAUACGUAUAAUAAGGUUAAACGAUGUGUGGAAAGGUGACAUCAACAAUUUUCCCUGCAUAAUUGGAGUAAGCUUAUUAACUAUUGUUAGUUGUAUGUACAUCUUCACAAGCCUGAAAAGGAAUUGACGCAUAAUGUCAGUGUGAUUAGGAAUUUAGAGGAAAAAUAUAAUCAACCAUCUCAACGGAUUUUCUCAAAGUUGUAUACUUUCAACAGUUCAGUGAGUUGGCUAAUAGUCUUGAAAGACAAGGAAUUAUAUCCAAGUGUAUUUAUCUUGGUCUGACUGAAAACUUUACUUGCUGGCAACGUCCAACCCUUCUCCACGCGUUCUGGCAGAUUUAAGACUUAAUGAAAGUGAACUCUGUCAUGUAAAGGAUCCUCACAUUGCAUCGCCCACCAAGCAGAAUCCGGGGGCAGUUGUAAAUCGAAGCCAUUCAUCAAAGAAUAAACUGACCAGCAGCAGCAGCAGCAGAGGAAAGGAAAAGUUGAGACAUAGCCAAAAAGAUUGGGUUUUUCUGUUGAGAUUUCUUUCAACUCUGCCUGCCCAUCAGCACACGGGAUAAGCGAGGAACAUCCAAAACUGAUCCUCAUUCAACCACAGAAGAAUCCUCUUACUCCGUCUGUUCGUACGAAUCUCGGGCAGAAAUUCUAAACCCAGGCAGGCAGCCCACAAAGUGAACACAGAGUUGGUUGAACCGAUAAAAGUGGUCGAUUCGUCUUCGAUUAGAAAUUCACCUCAAAUCAAGACCACCGAGUGAAAGGAGAGGCCACCGUCGAUCACAAUCAUCAAAACCAAUCAAUUGGAUCACCCAGACCAAAAUUGGGGAGGAGGGUUAACAUAAAUACGUCGACUGGAUGAUAGCAAUGAGCCUCGGAUUCGUGCAAAUCUGAAAAGCUGCUCGACUCUGGUGUAUCCUUUACUAUUCGUAAGAACUUGUCGGCAGAGGACUUCCUGACGGUGCCAACAACAUCAUGAACGUGUCGUCAUUUGGGGGGCUGGGGAACGAGGAGGAGGAGGAGAACUUGAUGGGCUUAGUGCAUGGUGGGGUCCACACGAACGAGAGCUGUGCUAACACCACGGGCGUCGGGGGAACAAAUGGGACAGAUAUCAACCCUUUCUACUACUUCGAGUUUGAGACGCUGACUUUCCUCUGGAUUCUCCUCUUGUUCAUCGUGAUCGGAAACUCGGCUGUGUUGGCGAGUCUCAUGCUAACCAAGACACAGAGAAAGUCACGGAUGAAUUUUUUCAUCAUGCAUCUGGCGUUGACAGAUCUCUCCGUGGGACUUGUGAACGUCUUAACUGACAUAAUUUGGAAGAUGACUCUUGGUCAAUGGUACUUGGGGAACGUUGCUUGCAAACUUGUCAAAUAUUUUCAGGUGGUUGUCAUCUUUGCUUCAAAUUACGUGCUCGUCGCCCUCAGCAUCGACCGAUAUGACGCCAUCACCCAUCCUCUCAAGUUCUCGGGAAGUUGGAGACGCGCUCGUCUGCUGAUUGCUUCCGCAUGGGGAUUAUCCUUCACUUUCGCCAUUCCCAUUCUCUUCAUCUUCUUUGAGAAGGAGCUGAUCAACGAGAAAAACGGAGACAUCAUGAGACAAUGUUGGAUCGACCUGAGUGACCUGGGAUGGAAAAUAUAUAUCACGAUGGUCUCCUUCGCCGUCUUCAUCAUUCCAGCCCUCAUCAUAACGAUUUGCUAUACAAUCAUGGUCCACACUAUUUGGACACAGUCUCGCAUACUGACGCCACAGGGUAACAAAAAUACUUCAAACGGAAUACUGAGACGGACCUGCAAGAACUCCAGCUCGAACAAGACGGACCCUUUGUUUGAUGACGAUUCGAGACGAGCAUCUUCUCGAGGGCUAAUUCCCAAGGCAAAGAUUAAGUCCGUCAAAAUGACCUUCGUGAUUGUCUUUGUGUUUCUCUGCUGUUCGAGCCCCUACGUCGUGUUCUCCAUGUUGCAAGUGUACGACUUUAUCCCCCCGACGCAGACCAUGACGGCCGUCAGCACUUUCUUCACGAGCUUAUCCCCGCUCAACAGUGCGGCAAAUCCGAUUAUCUACUGUCUCUUUUCCACGCACGUCGGCAGAAAUCUGAGGAAAAUCAAGCUCGUAAACUGGUUUGUGAAGCGAAUAUGCCCCAAAAUGCGAAAGUCUAGCCCCAACAACACCAACAAAAGGAAGUUUGGACCACCAGGGACCCACCACCAUCAGGAUAUUUCACAGAAAACCCGAACGGAUUUUACUUCCCUGACCGACUCCUACCGCAGACCUGGCCAAUCUUCCAUGAACCGUUUCUCCUCCACCACAAUCCGUAAAGCGAUGGACGUCAGUGGUGUGGUCACGAAAGAGGUAAAAUUUCAAGGAAAUCUGAAGAACGGAGGAGCUUGUCUCAACGCUCCCAGCUCUCGGCCUGUCCCAGGUCAGGCCGCACCCACUUCGUCUUGACGGCCAAAGCUGAGUUUGACGGAGAGCAUCGAGUUGUGCACAACUGUGAUGUUGAUGGAUGAGCCCUCAGAGGUCCGAGUGACGGUGGUGGCUGGGGAGAAGGCAACCUCCUCUACGCUUCUCGACCAGGAAAACAAUCGUCUCUCGCCCUCAAGUCAGGCCAAAAGGUCCAACUCGUCGCCGAUUGAUUCGGAUGACUUUGUGUCUACCACGCAUUCUCCAUCAGACUAGUGGAUGAUAUUCUCUACUUACUUGUUCUAAAUCUAUAUUAUAUAUCUAAACCUCCCCAAAGAGUGAAUAUAUUCAUAACUACAACAAUGUAUAUUCUCGUAACGAGUUAUUUACUGUACUUGUGGCACGUAAUUUCGUAAGCCAAAAAUACCAGAUUUUCAGGAGAUGAAUGUAAAAGAGUGAAUUAAGAGUUAAUAGUAACCUGCAUAUAAUCUGUGUAUACAAAUGUAGAUGAUUUAUAUAUCUCAAUGUCUGAAUGUAAUGUAUGUACCUUGUGCUGGAUUAAAAUUAUGCGGAGUGUAAUGAAUAGAUUCACCACCAAAUUAGAUAGGUUCCCAGGCCUGAUUUUGAGCUGGUACAAAACCUUGGACUGGGGGCUUACAUAUAUUCAUUAUUGAUUAAUUAGUAAUGUGUAUGAUCCCCACCUCAAUAAAUGUGUAUAUAUGUAUAUAUGUGUAUAUAUAUGCAUUAUUGUAUUAUUAUUCGCGUGUAAAUCAAUUAUGUGUGUACCUGUUUGUCACGCUUGGAUAUAUUGCAGUCAAGUUAAUACUAUAGCUUAUGGGGCGGCCCGACCCGAUACCUCUCGACAGGGUAUAGAUUUAACCGAUACAAUUAUUGAAACUACAAACGAACUACUAUCCGAAUUCGUAUGAAGAUAAUGCCCAAAAAACCUGUGAAGUAGUUUUAAUUCAAUGCCACUAAUGUUUAUGUAGAAUUCCAUUUAAUUUAGUUCAAAUGUUGAUCUCAAACUGUCAGGUAUACGCACGCGAGUGUAUAAAUAGAUU
Messenger RNA from Folsomia candida, 4260 nucleotides. Its product is annotated as cardioacceleratory peptide receptor. Bases 1775 to 3244 code for a protein of 489 amino acids. Gene Ontology annotation, cellular component: membrane. Gene Ontology annotation, biological process: G protein-coupled receptor signaling pathway. Lineage: Eukaryota; Metazoa; Arthropoda; Collembola; Entomobryomorpha; Isotomidae. The transcript is spliced from 15 exons. The record is from RefSeq and is a predicted model, not a curated record. Gene Ontology annotation, molecular function: vasopressin receptor activity.